AUGCCACCUGUAUCUAGAUUCCUACCCUUUUUCGGGCCCUCCACGAGCCAUGGCGGGACCCAGCAGCUGGCAUAUAGCUUCCAGCGCCGCCUCCCUUAUGCACCCCGGAAGUUCAGCAGAAACGUCUUCACCAAAGAUCAAAUCAAGACCGCGGAAUUGCAGAAGACCCCCCACACUCCGAACCAAGUGGUGACAGAGGUUCCGCAUUCCACUGAGCCCUCGUUCAUCGAUGUUCCCAGUCCGCUGUGGUAUCACCGUCUUGGACCAGUGGGAGACUUCUUUAGCUGGCUCAGUCGCAUGCAGCGACGCAGACCAAUAACCACUACCUUAGCAACUUCUUUAACCACGUACUUGACUGGUGACUUAUUGGCACAAGAUAUGGGAGGAGAGCCAUACGAUGGCGCUCGAACAUUGCGAAUGCUCGCAGUUGGAGGGUUGGCUUCAAUCCCAGGAUACAAAUGGUUCAUGUUCUUGGGCAGCCAUUUCAACUAUGCCUCCAAAUGGAGUUCAAUCACAGUCAAAGUCGUCAUCCAGCAGUUUAUAUUCGCUCCGGUCUUCAACACGUACUUCUUCGGCAUGCAAGCGGCUUUGACAAACCAGCCACCUUCGGCCAUCAUCCACCGCGUUGUUUCCACUGUCCCAGAAAGCUUGGUGAGCUCGGCCAAGUUCUGGCCUCUAGUAACUGCCUUGAACUUUACUCUCAUCCCGGCGCAUCUACGUUUUGCGGUCUCGGGUUUCUUUGCCGUCAUAUGGCAGACAUACCUGUCGUUUCUGAAUCGACGCGAAGAAAAGACAGGGCCUACUGGUACACUCGCGGACCAAGCACGACAGAAGCUGUACGAAGAUGCCCCGUCGGCUUCGGUUGUUGACGUCCUUGAUGGCGCCGAUUCAGGAAAAUCCCUCUGA
Capronia epimyces CBS 606.96 is the source of this 906-nucleotide messenger RNA. RefSeq lists its product as uncharacterized. The coding region runs from base 1 to 906 and encodes 301 amino acids. Gene Ontology annotation, cellular component: cytoplasm; membrane; mitochondrion. NCBI's taxonomy places the organism in Eukaryota, Fungi, Ascomycota, Eurotiomycetes, Chaetothyriales, Herpotrichiellaceae. The record is from RefSeq and is a predicted model, not a curated record. The transcript has 2 exons.